AUGCUUGAGGUAACGACUACAAUGUCUGAGGAGAUGAUGUUUGCUUCUACAGUUUUUCUAUAUGUUUUUCUGGUAAUUGGAGCUGUCUUCACCUUCAUUCUUUGCUGCUAUUGCUGUUGCCAAAAAGAUGAUAAAAAUGUGAAGAAGAAGCCGACUCCUGCUCCGAUCGAGAUUCUAGAGCAGAAAUAUAGCCGUACUGAGGCUAUCAUAAUUUGUGAAAAACCAGAAGUGAAUUCUCUAAAAUCUCUGCCUCAAAGUCAACCAUCGUCUCUUCCUGUCGUCUCGCUACCGCCUUCACUUCCAUCUGAGAGAAGUCUUCCUGUAUUCUCUACUCAACCUUCACGUUCAAUUCUGUCUGAGCCGAAGCAGCGUUCUGUCACUACUGCUCGACUUCCCAAUCCUUCUGAUCAUCAAUCGAAUUCGCCUCCUUCGACCUCUCGAGGAUAUCCUUGUACCCCUCCAUCGUUCAAUGCUUCAUACACCAUAAUUUCUCCAGUGCUGCCCUUCCAAGGCCAACAUCAUCAGCAAGCGUCUACAAUGAAGUCUAAAAAGUAUAGCAACCGAAGCCGACGAUCUUCCAGACGUUCUCGUCGCAAAUAUGGGCGAAAACAUGAUGAGAGUGAUUACAGCCGUCGUAGUCACACGGUACGAUCCCAAUCGAGUUCGCGUAGUUAUCCGUCGGACUGGGAGGAGAGGGGACCGUCUUGGCGUCAAUAUCGGUCUUGGCCUAAAAAGAGGAGCAAUUCGAGGGACAGGUCAAGGAGCAGAAGCCGAUCGAGAAGCCGGAGCAGGGGGAGAGGUGGAAGCAGGAGGAUGAGCAGGACUAUGAAAGACUGGAGAGACUAGAAGCAAAAAAGAAAGUUGAGGGUGAUAUAUGUAUUGAGGAUUGUUGUAAAAUACUUGUAGAUAAAUAAAUAGGUAUAUUGUAAGUAUAUGUUAGUAUGUAUAAUGGUUGUAUAGAUUCUUCAAUUGUUCUAUUAAAAUCCCGAAUAUUGUAUUGUAA
This is a messenger RNA of Meloidogyne enterolobii, 1003 nucleotides long. The record is from the annotation of a GenBank genome assembly. Lineage: Eukaryota; Metazoa; Nematoda; Chromadorea; Rhabditida; Meloidogynidae.